Molecule: messenger RNA, 5598 nt
Organism: Meleagris gallopavo (turkey)
Lineage: Eukaryota; Metazoa; Chordata; Aves; Galliformes; Phasianidae
Source: RefSeq, a predicted model, not a curated record
UGUUGUUUCCUGCUGGACUCCCCAUGUCCCCACAACCCCACAGGAUGAUAUGAGACUUGAAAGAAGACGAUGCAUACAGGAGGAGAGACUUCAGCAUGCAAACCUUCAUCUGUUCGGCUUGCACCAUCGUUUUCAUUCCAUGCUGCUGGCCUUCAGAUGGCUGGACAGAUGUCCCAUUCGCAUCAGCAGUACAGUGAUCGUCGGCAGCAGAACAUAAAUGACCAACAGGUUUCUGCCUCAUCAUACACUGACCGGAUUCAGCAACCUCUAACAAACCAGAGGCGGAUGCCCCAAACUUUCCGUGAUCCAGCUACUGCUCCUUUGAGGAAGCUCUCCGUAGAUUUGAUUAAAACAUACAAGCAUAUUAAUGAGGUUUACUAUGCAAAAAAAAAACGGCGGCAUCAACAGGGCCAAGGAGAUGAUUCCAGUCACAAAAAGGAGCGUAAAGUUUACAAUGAUGGCUAUGAUGAUGACAACUAUGACUAUAUUGUAAAAAAUGGGGAGAAGUGGAUGGAUCGUUAUGAAAUUGACUCUUUAAUAGGCAAAGGAUCCUUUGGACAGGUUGUAAAAGCUUAUGAUCGAGUGGAACAGGAAUGGGUGGCUAUCAAAAUAAUAAAAAACAAAAAAGCUUUCUUAAACCAAGCCCAGAUUGAAGUGCGACUGCUUGAGCUUAUGAACAAACAUGACACUGAGAUGAAGUACUAUAUAGUGCAUUUGAAGCGCCACUUCAUGUUCCGAAACCACCUCUGCUUAGUCUUCGAAAUGCUGUCCUACAAUCUGUAUGAUUUGUUGCGGAACACCAACUUCAGAGGUGUCUCAUUGAAUCUGACAAGAAAAUUUGCGCAGCAAAUGUGCACUGCACUGCUUUUUCUGGCGACUCCUGAACUUAGUAUCAUUCACUGUGACCUAAAACCUGAGAAUAUCCUGCUCUGUAACCCCAAACGAAGCGCCAUCAAGAUUGUUGAUUUUGGCAGUUCUUGUCAACUUGGGCAGAGGAUAUACCAAUAUAUCCAGAGCCGUUUCUAUCGAUCGCCAGAGGUGCUACUGGGAAUGCCUUACGAUCUUGCAAUUGAUAUGUGGUCCCUGGGGUGUAUUUUAGUUGAGAUGCACACUGGAGAGCCUCUUUUCAGUGGGGCAAAUGAGGUGGAUCAAAUGAAUAAAAUAGUGGAAGUUUUGGGGAUACCGCCUGCCCAUAUCCUUGACCAAGCACCAAAAGCAAGAAAGUUCUUUGAGAAGUUGCCAGAUGGCACUUGGAACUUGAAGAAGACCAAAGAUGGAAAAAGGGAAUACAAACCACCUGCAACUCGUAAACUUCACAAUAUACUAGGAGUUGAAACAGGAGGACCAGGUGGACGUCGUGCUGGGGAAUCGGGUCACACUGUAGCUGACUACUUGAAGUUCAAAGACCUCAUCUUAAGGAUGCUUGAUUAUGACCCUAAGACACGAAUUCAACCUUAUUAUGCCCUACAGCAUAGUUUCUUUAAGAAAACAGCAGACGAAGGUACCAACACAAGCAACAGUGUGUCUACGAGUCCUGCCAUGGAGCAGUCACAGUCUUCAGGAACCACCUCUAGUACAUCUUCAAGCUCAGGUGGAUCUUCUGGAACAAGCAACAGUGGAAGGGCACGGUCAGACCCCACACACCAGCAUCGACACAGUGGUGGACACUUCACUGCUGCUGUUCAAGCUAUGGACUGUGAAACACACAGCCCACAGGUUCGACAACAGUUUCCUCCUCCAAUUGGUUGGACAGCCACUGAAGCUCCUACACAGGUCACUGUUGAAAACCAUCCAGUUCAAGAAACCACCUUCCAUGUAACCCCUCAACAACAGAAUGCAUUACAUCAUCAUCACGGAAAUAGCUCUCACCACCACCAUCACCACCACCACCACCACCAUCAUCAUGGACAGCAAGCCUUGGGUAGCCGGACCAGGCCAAGGGUCUACAAUUCUCCAACAAACAGCUCCUCCACCCAGGAUUCUAUGGAGGUGGGCCACAGUCACCACUCCAUGACAUCCCUGUCUUCCUCAACUACUUCUUCCUCUACAUCUUCCUCCUCUACUGGUAACCAAGGCAAUCAGGCCUAUCAGAACCGCCCAGUGGCUGCUAACACCUUGGACUUUGGACAAAAUGGAGCUAUGGACAUGAAUUUAACAGUCUACUCUAAUCCGCGCCAAGAAACUGGCAUAGCUGGACAUCCAACGUACCAGUUUUCUGCUAAUACAGGUCCUGCUCAUUACAUGACUGAAGGACACCUUGCAAUGAGGCAAGGGAUUGAUAGAGAAGAGUCUCCCAUGACAGGAGUUUGUGUUCAGCAAAGUCCUGUGGCUAGCUCGUGACUAAACUGAAACUAAGUUUGUUUCUUGUGUGUUUUUAUAGAAGUGGUGUUUUUCCAAAAACAAAGUGCAAAGCUGCUUGAAUCAGAAGGAGAUAAACUCACUGAACCGCUACAGGAGGGCAAAGCUGACUAUUUUUUUAGACUUGAAAAGAUUGCAAAGGGACAAUGAAGUUUUUUUGGUUUGUUUUGUUUUUUUUAAGAGCCAUGUCCGGACCCACCUUAACAGAUAGCGUAGUAGUGUUCACCUUUUCUUCCCCCAUCUUAACUUGCCACAACCUAGUCAUAGUUUGCUUUUUUCUUGGGGGGGUGGGAGGGAGGAGAGAAAGAGGGUUCUUUCUUUUUUUUCUUUUUUUUUUUUCAGUCUCAUUCAACAGGGAUUAUUGUUCAAAUGUUAGCUGUAGUUGCAAACUAGUUUAUUUUUAACGGCAUUGCACAUGAUUUACAAAAAGGCCCUUUGAAAUUUUUGGGUGGGAGAGGAGUGAGUAAUAUAUAUAUAUUUUUUUUAGUUCCCCAAACAAACAUGGGCACAGAAAUGCAGUACUGUAAGAAAGAGGGACCUUCAGAUUACACAAAUAUAUAUUCUUCAGUUGUAAAAAGGGACGGUUGUAAUGGAGUUUGUAAGGCACAUUAAGCAUGAUAAGUGGCGGUGAUCAGAACUCUCCUUAUCUGAAUCUACUGAGGAUCAAAGCAGCAAUUGUAAUGGGAUUCUGUGUGUCUCAUAUUUUGGAGACCACAGUCAGUUAGUGUUGAAAUAUGACUGGUUUCAUAACUAAGGUGCACUGAGAAGCAAUCAACGGGUCGGUCCUGGCCAGUCGUGGGGAGGUCUAAGUGGUGGUCUUUGGGAUAACCUUUGGCCUUAUGGAUUUGGACUCUUAAGUUAGAAGAGCCUACCAUUUCAGAUGCAAUCACUUUUGGACAUGCUUUUGCAGACAGUCCUUAAUGCUGAAAACACAGAGAAUGGGUAAUUCAAGAGGCCUUUCUUUUAAAAUAGACUUUUGUGACCCACUUAUUGUAAGGUAUUGCAAGGUCACUUUGCGUGUGUCAUAAAGUUGACUUCCUUAUUGGUUGAAGGUCACAGGAGUAGUGGUUUGCGUUUGAUGGAAAUAGCUACAACUGUGUCCCUUCCCGCUUUUUACUUUUUUCUUUUGCUUUUUCUUGGCACGUGGUUUCUCCACCAUUACUUCUGCACAAAGACGUCUUCUGUUCAUCCUGAACAUUUUUAAAAAUGCAGAAUUUUAUGUGACUGCUUUUUUGCCUCACAAUUAUGCUGUGAAUUUUACAAAAAUUUAUUUUCUUUUUUGAUAAUUUAUUGUACCAAAGCUGUUUUUAUAGCACAUAGAUGUCUGUAACCAAUAAUGUAGCAGUUCUGCACUUUGACACAAGGUGUAACUAGACCAUUUUUAAAUGUCAGUUGAAAAUUAUGGCUGUACUAUUGCUUAAACAAAACUGGAACUGUUGUUGAAUUCAUAGCCAAUACAUUUACAGCAAUCUGUGUACUGAACAUAAUAGAGCGACAUCUACUUCAAGACUAUAACAUCUGUUACAUUAUAAAUGUGUUCAGGCUUCUGAAGGUAAAAGGGACACUAGAUCCAGAAGCUAUGAAACCAGCAGUUUGAUUCUUGUAUUCCUUAUUAACAUAAUUGUAAACUUGAAGGCAAGACCUUGAUUGCAUGAACAGGUCCAAAAUAAUAGUCUGAGUAAAGCAAAACACUCACAUGAGACCUGAGGUUAGCAGGCUGUAUUUAACAGGUGCCUAAUUUUUGGGUAAUGCUGCCUUAAUAUAACACAGUCAGCUUGGCAGUUGCAAAAUUUAUGGGCCCGGUCAGAGAUUUAUUUACAUUAGAAGUAAAAGCUCGGUGAAAAACAUCUGAAAGAAUAAGAGUGAUUCAGUGAUUGCCCAUCCCAGAUUAACACUGUUUGCCCAUUGUAUAUUACAGAAGCAGUGAUCUACCUCUGCCAGCAAGCCCUUUUAAAAGUCAAUUCAGCAGAAAUUCCAGAGUUCAUACUGGUCAGUUCCACGUGGCUAAGUAAUUUUUUUUCAGACUAAAAGGUGGACUUUUUUAUACUUACAGUGGCAGCACAGCAGCUGAAUACCAUGUACAUGAGAACGAUUACUUGGGAUUACCAUUUUUUUGGUAAAUCACGACUUUUUUAACAAGUGAUCCAUAUUUCUUUUCUAUUGACAUGUCAACCCUGUGGAUGAAAGUGGGUUGUUUUUUCCUGAUUUCUUUCUUUUCUUCUUAAACUCAGUGAUUCAGAGAAGUUUACAGGAAUUGGAAGGCUGUCACCUUAAAAACAGGAUGCUGAGUUCAGCAAUAUAAAAAGGAAUCCAGUACUUACUGCUGUCUAGGAAUAUAAGGGUAAUAUGAAAUCUGGGUAUUUUUGUGUGCACGGGUUGCCACACCUUAGCAAGCGCCAAAAAAUGAAGCAGUUAAAAAAAACAAACCUACAUAAAGAAGAAACCACAAAAUCCAGUGCUUCUGCAUACUGUGUUAUGUUACAGUCCAGUUUUGUGUGCUUUACUACACAGUUUGGUUACAGGACUUCUGUGCAUUGUAAACAUAAACAGCAUGGAAAAGGUUAAAUACCUGUGUUCAGAUUGUAAGAUCUAGUCCGGACUUGCUGUGUAUAUUGUAACGUUAAAUGAAAAAGACAAGCCCUUUGUAUUAUAGUCAUGCAGUCUUAUGUAUGAUAAACAGUUGAAUAAUUUGUCCUCAGACUCUUUACUGUGCUUUUUGAAAAAAAAAAAAAAGAAAAAAAAGAAAAAAAAAAAGAGAGUAAUUUAAGAAAAAAAAUGUAAACAUAGUAAAUCUUCCUAUGCAAUUAACCUACUCCAAGCCAUGGUAUGGUAGGUAUGAUUAUACUAUAAUAUGUAAAUAUCAGAUACAUUGAAACAGACUUAAAAAUAUGAAAGUAAAAGUUGGAGGCAUAAUGGAUAAUUUUGAGUUUUUAAUUGAAACAGCAAGGUAUACAAAUCAAUGAUGUAUGAACACAGCUCUGCUUGAUUCUGUUUGACUGUAUUUGUAGUUUGAGUUGUUUAUAUUAUCAUCUGUUAGUUUGAAUGUUCUUAUAUGCACUGCAGCUUUCUACCUAAUACAAGACUAGCUGAUUUUAAGGCCAGAAGUGACCAUGGUAAUGAAAUAUUCUGACUGGCAUGCCAUUAUCCCUAGGAUUCAAUCUAGUUAUUUCUGCAUCAUGGAGCCUGUAUCUUCUGGGUGCAGUAGAACAUACUUUAAAAAACAAAACAAAGCAAAAAAAA